ACUCAUUUUACGAUUUUGACACAAAACACCCCAUACUACUCCAUUCAUCACAUCACGUCACAAUGUUACUUUUCAGAUAUUACCACGUGUUAUUACUGCACGGUGGACCACAGCUCCUGUUAGCCAACUCUCGCCACAAGAUAUGGGUUAUUGGUGGUAGAAAUUUGGCUAGAAAAACUGUACAAAAAUGUAUUAAAUGUUGUCGUUUUUCCGGUAAACCUAGACAGCCAAGGAUGGGUGAUCUUCCUGAACCUCGGAUUCAUGCAGAAUAUCCCUUCUUUAGCACGGCUGUUGACUAUGCCGGCCCAGUAAUGAUAUUGAACCGAAAGGGUAGAGGUAGUAAACUACUCAAAGCUUACUUAUGUAUUUUCGUUUGUAUGGCCGUAAAGGCUAUUCACAUCGAACUUGUGACUGAACUGACCAGUGAAACAUUCAUGGCUGCGCUGCACCGAUUCAUAGCCCGCAGAGGAAAACCUGCACACAUUUACUCUGAUAACGGUCGUUGUUUUGUGGGAGCCUGCAACGAAUUAUCUCGAUUUUUAAAACAAACCUCAAAUCAAAUAAGUUCCAAUGCAUCAAAAAUAUCAAUAAAUUUCCACUUUUCCCCCGCUUAUAGUCCCCAUUUCAACGGCUUAGCUGAGAGUGCAGUUCGGUCAGUAAAACAUCAUUUAAAGCGAAUUAUUUCUUGUACUAACUUAACUUAUGAAGAAUUGAAUACCGUUUUAACUAUGACCGAGGCAAUUUUGAACGGAAGACCCCUCACUCCCUUAUCUUCAGACCCUUCGGACCUUUCAGCCCUCACUCCGUCACAUUUUUUGAUCGGACGAACAGACACGUUGCUCCCAUCUCCUCAGGCCCCUGAAUCUGCUGCCAUGUGUACCUUGUCACGCUACAUGCGAAUUCAACGGCUAAAGGCCCAUUUCUGGAAUCGAUUUUACAAUGAAUAUAUUUCAGAGCUUCAAAAACGUCACAAAUGGACCAAAGACGGAGGACAACUCAAAUUAGGAGAAAUGGUGCUCGUCAAGGACGACCGACUGCCUCCAAACCAAUGGUUACUGGGUCGAGUAACACAACUUUAUCCCGGCACUGAUGGAAUAUCCCGAGUGGCCGAUGUACUCACCAUGUCUGGAACUGUACGGCGCGCCUUCAAUCGCCUAUGCCCACUGCCAGUAGAAGACAACAGCUUCGUUCCUGUGGGGGGGCAAUAUGUUAACGCCUAGCGUAUGUGUGCCAUGCAUGAGACACACAUACUCACACGGCGACAGCAACAGAAGCGCGGGCGCGGCCCGCGCCCCACUCUUCGACUAACCAGCGACGCAUACGUACAUAUAGUACUUAUCUACUAUGUAGUU
This is a messenger RNA of Cydia amplana, 1352 nucleotides long. RefSeq lists its product as uncharacterized. The record is from RefSeq and is a predicted model, not a curated record. Lineage: Eukaryota; Metazoa; Arthropoda; Insecta; Lepidoptera; Tortricidae. Gene Ontology annotation, biological process: DNA integration. Gene Ontology annotation, molecular function: nucleic acid binding. The transcript has a single exon. The coding region runs from base 63 to 1220 and encodes 385 amino acids.